CGGACGUAGCGGUAGGUCUCUAUAGGUCAGUCAAUGCUCGUUGCCCACUACAAAGUGCGAGGAGCUUCAUGUGAAAAGAAGCUAAAACGUCCCAUUCGCAUCUUAGUGGUGAAUAGCGCCUCGUGGGAGUAACAGCUUGUUUGCUUUCUCGGUCAUUGUAAUCGGUAGUGUGAAUAAUACGUUAUGACACUGUGUCUUUCUCUGGGGCCAUCGUCAUGGCGGGAAACUAGCCUGGACUAUCUGCUGUUUCUCACAUCGAUUUUGUGCUUUCAGCAUUCUUCGUACAGUGCAAGUUGUCACCUACAGCUUCAGCGGAAUUUCACACUCAACGAAUCUCCACCACUGGUUCAAAUGCCAGUCGUCGAACUGAACAGUCCAGGCUGUGGUGGGCACGCUACAUUCAGUGAAACGAAAAGUGGCUCUCGUGCGUCAACACAAUAUUUGCCAUGGAUGGUGCUGCUGGUCACCAGGACCUUGUCGGGUGUUUACCGAUACUGCAGUGGCACUAUUAUCACCGAAAGACACGUGUUGACUGCUGGCCACUGCACAUUUUAUACAAAAGAAGAUCCCGUUUCCAGUAUCAAGGUGUACUACGGAAUGAAGGGCUUAAAAGGGCCCUACAAACAAGCUGCCCGUUUUUUGAGGCAUCCUAGAUUUGACAUUUCAAGUCUACGCAACGACAUUGCAAUCCUAAUGGUUGACAAGUGCUUUGCGCUUGAAAAGAAUACGGCAAGCGUUUGCCUUCCAGUGAAUCAUGUGGAUAUGGAGCGAAAGCAGUUCUCAGAAGUCUACUGGCAAGUGGAAGAGAACGGUGCGGCUACCAUAUUCGCAGACAUCCUGAGCGUCUACAAAGCAUCUUCCUGCCGGCUGCGCCUUGGUGACACUACUUUCGAAAGCAGAGCCUCGUUCUGUGGCACAGGAGCGGCCACAUGUAGGGAAAACCAACUCGAUGACUCCGCCGGACCGGUGUUCACUCGAGGUACAAAUGGCAGAACUCUACAAGUCGGCAUCCUGUCCUAUUCUGCAGAUUGCGCCUCAAGAUCGGCAACAAAAGUUUUUACACGUCUUGACGUCUACGUACCGUGGAUCCAGCAGAAUAUAGCAAUGCACGAAAAAUAUGAGCCACUUCUUCUGGCGGUCCUGUAAUAAUAUUUACGAAAUAAAACGAAAAAAGAACC
Rhipicephalus microplus (southern cattle tick) is the source of this 1178-nucleotide messenger RNA. RefSeq names its product chymotrypsinogen B. Gene Ontology annotation, biological process: proteolysis. The record is from RefSeq and is a predicted model, not a curated record. NCBI's taxonomy places the organism in Eukaryota, Metazoa, Arthropoda, Arachnida, Ixodida, Ixodidae. Gene Ontology annotation, molecular function: serine-type endopeptidase activity.